Gigantopelta aegis is the source of this 3251-nucleotide messenger RNA. Its product is annotated as HMG box-containing protein 1-like. NCBI's taxonomy places the organism in Eukaryota, Metazoa, Mollusca, Gastropoda, Neomphalida, Peltospiridae. Gene Ontology annotation, biological process: regulation of transcription by RNA polymerase II. Bases 43 to 1455 code for a protein of 470 amino acids. The record is from RefSeq and is a predicted model, not a curated record. The transcript has 12 exons. Gene Ontology annotation, cellular component: nucleus. Gene Ontology annotation, molecular function: DNA-binding transcription factor activity, RNA polymerase II-specific; RNA binding; RNA polymerase II cis-regulatory region sequence-specific DNA binding.
UAUGGAGUGGAAGGCAAGCGGCCACACAUUAAGACGUCUCGUAUGCAGGAGUUCCUGAGAACGCAGGGCGACACUAACCACAAGAUCCGACUGUGUCCAUUCGAGGGCUGCCAGAAAACGUUCACCAGUCUGCCGGGUCUCCGCUACCAUGUCAAGUCUCACGACGUCAAUGAAAAACCCUUUCGAUGCUUGAAGUGCAGAAAAUCUUUCAAAAGUUGCAAUGGUCUCAGAUACCAUACGUCUAAAACAAGAUGUGAGGAAUGCACUGAUGGCCAUUCCGAAAAGAAAACUAAACCAGCCUCCACUGAUCUAGUCCUGCCAGAAAUUGGAGGCAACAUGGAGAAACUUCACCAGCUGGCCAUCAUAGCAACGGGACCACAGAGUCCUCUCCUACAAUCGAACUCGCCCUCGUGGGACAGACCAAGUGGUCCAUUUGUACGAACUUUGGAUUUUUCAACAUCUCCAUCUAAAACCUCUCUGAAUGAUGGUUCUGUCAAAGAGAGGCAAUCUAGUGAGAGUGAAGCAAAGGUGACAUCAUCGUUUCCCUUCCCAUCAUCCCCUAAGGACGCCAACUCUGACAGCGCCCUCUGGUCCCACUCCUGGCCCACCGCAGUCUGGCAGUGUUUUAUGCGAGGGUCAUUCAUAAAGGACCUGUCAUGUCCGGAAUAUGAUUGGCAGACGGCUGAAGAAUUGGCUGACCAGGCUGCCCAGUCCAGUGUGACCACCAAAUCAUCGCAGUCAUCACCAGAUGACCAACAUUCCAUUACACAUAUUCUGACCAACCCUGCACCAUUCUUGCUCGACAAGAUUGAGUGGGAGUCAGAUAGGAAAUCUGUUGACCUGUAUUUCACUGCCGACACGGGAACCAAGAAAUUCUUCCAUGUUCUUGCUCAGUGUCCCCAGAGUCAUCCAUUCUUUGUUAGAGAUAAAGGUUGGUCAUCAUGCAGCCCUCAUGAGACGGUCAAGCUGUACGGGAUUCCCAGCUGCCGGCUGGAGGAAAAGGACGUCUGUCUGCCCCCAUCUCACCCAGACGCCUGCUUCUCUCGCUUGUAUGAAAACUCUGAGAGCACAAACAGAAUGCAGCUGAAUUCAUUAGAUUCGUCUGCCGUAAGUGCACUAUGCUCCAUGGCACAGCAUAAACGUGAGUGCCAAGAGCGCCUGUCCCCUUCAAUAGGUCAACACACGGCUUCUGACGCAGGCAAAAACAAACAGUGGGAUGCUGGUCAACAAAAAGCCAAACGACCCAUGAAUGCCUUCAUGUUGUUUGCUAAACAUUUUCGACUACUUCUAACUAACAAAUUCCCAGGCAAGGACAACCGAGCAAUCAGUGUGAUGCUGGGUGAGGAAUGGAAGCGACUGGGAUUAACUGAAAAAGCCGUUUUCCAGGAGGAAGCACAGAAAUUAGCGAGGAAAACAAAACAGAUCUCACCCGAUUGUUGGAAGAGAAAGAAAUAACAUUUAUCAAACUACGAGGAGGAACUACACUGAUGUAACUGAUCUCACCUACAAACACUGCCAUGUGUUCUUCAGGCCCUUUCGCUUACAUCACAGCAGGCAGGACGGCCGGUCCUACAUGGUCCUACACGUGGUGUCACAUAGCUCCAAGGGUCCUAGGUCUUAGUCUUAGUAUGCGGAGUUGGAGAACUGAGAUUUUUUUCAAGACUGAAGAUAUAUUUUUAUACAAGAGUUUUGAUAUUAAUUCUUAUUUAUAUGCAUGAUGAGUUCUGUUUUUGAAUGUUUUUUAUUGCAUGUUAUUAUUUUUUUUUCUUCUUCUUCUUCUCCAAUAUGCAAUAAGCGUCCAUUAUACUGUGCUAGAAGUAUUUGAUAAAGAUACAUACUAAACCAUUUAGAUUUUGUCCUGUUACAGUGGUGUUCUCAUUAUGUGGUAUGUCACACUGACUUGUCACAUCAGGGGUGGGAAUUCUCCUCGGAUCAGUUGUUUUCUUCUCAUGGAACAUUGCGUUUCCUCACAUUUUAAUCGUCUUUUUUUUCUCCAAAAUGUGUCAAAUGGCACAGAUUUUAACCUAGGAUUUCAAGAAUUUCCAGGAUCCUUCUAGAUUUCCUCAUUUUUACAGUUCACCAAUUCCCACCCCUGCACAUGUGAUUUGUGUCAUGAGAAAUAGGACGUGUUCUAAUUGUCCGACUCCGACACGACUUGUCAUUCUCACAGUAUGAUUCAAUCGCAUGCGACAAGUUAUUGCAACUAUAAUCACAUUUAAACGCUCCUUAAUGGAGAUCUUGUUUUUGUAAUUAAGCUUGAAGUUUAGGGGUUGCUUUGUAUCAAUAUUAAAGGUAAAAGUCCCUUGUUCUACACUGUGCAGUAACCUAUUGGAAUGGGGUGGGUGUACCAAGAAGUAGCUCAGUAGUAGAGUGCUCGCCUGAGCUGUGAUGGGUCACAGGAUUGAUCACCCUCGAUGGACUCUAAAAGAUUUUCUUGUCUCGCCUAGACGAGAUAUAGGUAUUACUUUUCUGGCGGUUGGUGGCAACAAUGGCCUUAAGUUUUGCUUUGGGGAAUGCACUGUGCACAGUAUACAAUAUGUCGACUGGCGUGACGUCGGGCGAGAUCAGUUUUUCACAAACUGUAAGUCCUAAGUUUAAUCAAACUUGGUUUAUAGUUGCACCUGUGGAUGUUUAUCACAAUGCACUAAAAGUGUUUAUGGUUGGCAUCAGCAAUGGCCUCAAAUUUUGCACUAAAGUUUAACGUUAAAGUUUCACAUUUAGAUCAGUUUCUUACAAACUGUAAGUCCUAGGUCAGUGAAAUUUGGUUUAUAGUUGCACCUAUGGAUGUUCAUCACAGUGAGCUGAAACUUGGUUUAUAGUUGCACCUAUGGAUGUUCAUCACAGUGCACUGAACAAUUUUAUGGUAGGCGAAACAUUUAAUUCUGCGGAAUUAUUGUUUUUGUGCCAACCAGUCCCCCAUGACUGGUUAUUGAAGGUUAGGUUAAUUGCUCUUUAGGUUAUUUGCUGUCCUAUCCAAGAAAAAGUGCAAAUAAAAGAUUCCUUGAUGCUUUUUCAGUAGGAGUAACCUGUUGCAUCAAUGGUUUCCUUUUGUUCAAAAACCUCCCCAAACAAACGUACACAAAGUUCAGUUUGUGACUCAUUCAAUGGUUUGGUGUAUCUAUACUGGAAGAGAGAAAUAUUGUACACUAAAUUUCAGUCACAAUUUCAUUUCAUUUCAACUUAUUUUCAUGCUUAUAUCCGAUUAAGGUUCAAGCAUGCUGUCCUGGGCACACACCUAAGCUAUUUGGGUU